AUGCUGAAACCCAAAAACAUCAAAGAAAAGGUAAGAUAUUGCAGAUAAUGCCCCGUAUUCAGCUGUAAAUCAGAAAAUAGUCCCAUUCUUAUCAAUAUUUCACAACAAAGUCCAAUUCUUAUCAAUAUCUCACAACAAGGUCCCAUUCCCAGCCAGCAAACGACAGAAAAGACCAGCCUUAUACAUCACAUCACAAAAAAGUCUAGUUCUAACCAGCAAACCACAAAAAAGUCCAGUCCUAGCCAUGUCGCCUCAACAACCUCAAUUCCAAGCCCAUCGUCACACACCGCAGCUGACCGUGCUCCCAGCCCGGCUCCAAUCGCAGAUACUUGUGAAAUCGCUGGCCUCGCACCGUUCGAGCUCGCAAAAACAAGUCCGACCCGAUCAUUGUCAUCUGAAAAGAGAACGUUUAGCCUACGUGCUGAAUGAAAAGUGCCCCGCCCAGUUGCUGAGGACAUAUCGUUGGGUUGAAUGA
This is a messenger RNA of Bursaphelenchus okinawaensis, 475 nucleotides long. The record is from the annotation of a GenBank genome assembly. NCBI's taxonomy places the organism in Eukaryota, Metazoa, Nematoda, Chromadorea, Rhabditida, Aphelenchoididae.